Diplodia corticola is the source of this 771-nucleotide messenger RNA. Its product is annotated as carbohydrate esterase family 12 protein. Gene Ontology annotation, molecular function: hydrolase activity. Bases 1 to 771 code for a protein of 256 amino acids. The record is from RefSeq and is a predicted model, not a curated record. NCBI's taxonomy places the organism in Eukaryota, Fungi, Ascomycota, Dothideomycetes, Botryosphaeriales, Botryosphaeriaceae. The transcript is spliced from 3 exons.
AUGCCCAGCCACCUCUCCAAACUCCUCGCACUCCCGUCAAUCGCCGCAGCCGCAACCGCGCCCGCAGCCGCGGCCGACCUCCCCGCGGCCUUCUUCCUCGCGGGCGACAGCACGACGGCGACGGACGGCGGGUGGGGGGACGCGUUCCUCGCGGCGACGCUCGCGGGCGGGGCGUGGGGCACCAACUUCGCGAAAGGCGGGGCGACGACGGCGAGCUUCCGCGCCGGCGGCUACUGGGACUCGACCAUCGCGGCCGUGAGGAACGUGUCGGCGGGCGGGGAGUAUGAGGCGUGGGUGACGAUUCAGUUUGGUCACAACGACCAGAAAGCUUCGGCCAACAUCACGAUCGAAGAGUUCUCAGCCAAUCUCGGGGCGUUUGUCGACGAGGUGCGCGACGCGGGCGGCAACCCGAUUCUGGUUUCGUCGCUGUCACGUCGCGGCUAUUCUGGCGACCCGGAGCGCAUCGUGGAGAACCUGGCCAACGAGACGGCGGCGGCGCUGGCGGUGGCCGAGGAGAAGGGGGCGCUGUCCAUCGACCUGAACAGAGCAUCGACCGACUACCUGAACGCGAUUGGCAGCGCCGACGCUUGGACGUACAACCUCACCCCGGACGACAAGACGCACCUGAACGAGGCGGGGGCGGCCGUGUUCGGCAACAUGGUGGCGUGGCUGCUGGACAAUAGCGCUGAGGGCGGCCUUCUGGCGCAGUACAGCGUGGCGGGCGACGGGUACGUGCAGGCGUUUGAGAGCGGCACCUUCAUCGCCGAGUAG